Molecule: messenger RNA, 1818 nt
Organism: Eucalyptus grandis
Lineage: Eukaryota; Viridiplantae; Streptophyta; Magnoliopsida; Myrtales; Myrtaceae
Product: carboxyl-terminal-processing peptidase 2, chloroplastic
Exons: 13
Coding region: 6-1541 (511 amino acids)
Biological process (GO): proteolysis
Molecular function (GO): endopeptidase activity; protein binding; serine-type peptidase activity
Source: RefSeq, a predicted model, not a curated record
AGGCCAUGGAAAUCCUCGCGACCUCCACUUCUUCUCUAUCCACUCUCCGCCCGCGCUUCGUUCCCUCCGGCGCCGCCAGACCCCGCGCUAUCCCUACCGCCGCCAUUGUUGCUCUCAAGCUCGCUCCUCCUCAGCCUCGGUCCGCGAUGAGCCUUGGAGCUCGGAUAGCGUGCGCGAGCUUCUUAAGCAAGGGCGCCGGCGGUCGCGGUCGCGGUCGCGAGUUUUGGAGGACGCAGGUGUGGAGGCUCGACGGGCGCCUGUCGUUGGACGGGCUCAAGCGGCGCGUCUCCCGGGCGUUCCUGAAGCUGCUCGUCGGCGCGAUGCUGGUCGUGUCGUUCUCUUUAGCCGUUAGCAAUACUCCUUCGUGGGCUCUCAGUGAAGAGAAUUUGCUCUUCUUAGAGGCGUGGAGGACUCUCGACCGCGCCUACAUUGACAAGAAUUUCAAUGGACAGAGUUGGUUUAGGUAUAGAGAGAAUGCACUGCGCAACGAGCCGAUGAAUACGAGGGAAGAGACAUAUACUGCAAUAAGGAAGAUGAUUGCCACACUGGAUGAUCCUUUUACCCGUUUCCUGGAACCUGAAAAGUUCAGGAGUUUGAGAUCUGGAACUCAAGGUGCUCUAACGGGUGUAGGACUCUCAAUUGGGUAUCCAGCUCGAAUUGAUAAUUCACCUGCUGGGCUGGUAGUAAUUUCUGCAGCUCCAGGAGGUCCUGCAAAGAGAGCUGGCAUUUUAUCCGGAGAUGUUCUACUUGCGAUUGAUAAUUCAAGUACAGAAACUAUGGGAAUAUAUGAUGCUGCAGAGAAAUUGCAGGGUCCUGAAGGAAGUACAGUGGAAUUAACUCUUCAAAGUGGAAAUGAAAUAAAGCAUCUAGCCCUCACGAGAGAGAAGGUAUCACUAAACCCAGUUAAAUCAAGGCUUUGUGAGGUACCUGGCUCUGGAAAAGAUUCUCCACGAAUUGGGUAUAUCAAGCUAACGUCAUUUACCCAAAAUGCUUCUGCUGCUGUAAAAGAAGCUAUUGAGACACUAAGGAGCAAUGAUGUCAAUGCCUUCAUAUUGGACCUUCGAGAUAAUAGCGGUGGCCUUUUUCCUGAGGGUGUUGAAAUUGCUAAACUCUGGCUGGAUAAAGGGGUCAUUGUUUAUAUUUGUGAUAGUCGUGGCGUUCGAGAUAUAUAUGACACAGAUGGAGGCAAAGCUAUGGCAGCAUCAGAACCCCUGGCUGUUCUGGUGAACAAGGGCACAGCAAGCGCAAGCGAAAUAUUAGCAGGAGCAUUGAAAGACAACAAACGAGCAGUGCUAUUUGGGGAACCCACAUUUGGCAAAGGCAAAAUCCAGUCAGUCUUCCAGCUAUCUGACGGCUCUGGGCUAGCAGUCACAGUUGCUCGUUAUGAGACUCCCGCGCACAAUGAUAUUGACAAGGUGGGUGUAAUUCCUGAUCAUCCUCUUCCCAAGCCAUUUCCCAAAGAUGAGGAGGCAUUUUGUGGCUGCCUCCAAGAUCCAGCAUCAAGUUGCUAUGUGAACAGAAACCUACUGUUUACAAGAUGACGGGUGCUUCCGAAGCUUAACAAAUCAAGCCAUCUCCAGGCUACAUUCUUUGAUUGGUUUAACAUUCUUUUAGAUGCUGCUGGGGGCAGUGCAGUCCUCAUCAAGUUACUUGUCAUUGACCGUUUUCUUUGCAAUGGAUCAAGGAGAAACAUGGUGCUCGUUAGACUAUAUUUGCGAAAUUACCGCAUCUCAUCAAUCCUUGAUGGUCUGAAGUGUUCUGGGAGGCUGGUAUCUUGGAUGAGCUGCCUUUGAUUUGACCGGUGAUGGCUUAUCGAAA